AUGCCUCAAUUACUGCGAAACAUCAACGGGAUCAUCGACGCCUUCCAACGCUACGCCAGGACGGAGGGCAACUGCAUGGUGCUCACCCGGGGGGAGCUGAAAAGGCUCCUGGAGCAGGAGUUUGCUGACGUCAUCGUGAAACCCCACGACCCGGCCACCGUGGAUGAGGUCCUGCGCCUGCUAGAUGAAGACCACACAGGGACCGUAGAAUUCAAGGAAUUCCUGGUCUUGGUGUUUAAAGUCGCACAGGCCUGUUUUAAGACAUUGAGUGAGGGUCCUGAGGGAGCUUGUGGACCUCAAGAGUCUGGAAGCUUCCCCCGUGGGGCCUCGGCGGAGCUGGGAGAAGGACAGAGAAGUGUCACAGAAGUGGGGGGCGUUGGGAAAGGACAGCGUCACGAGGGGAGCAGUGGUGGCCAGGGCAGGCAGGCUUCCAGAGGGCAAGACGGGGCUGGGGCACACACCCAAGGACCGGACAUCAGCUCUUCUCAGGUCAGUCACCAGGAUGGGCAGCACGCAUCCCAGAGACAGGAGAGAGAGAGCCAGCAGACUCAAGCGAGGGGGCACGUGGAGCCUAGCCAGAGAGUGGGAGAAGACCAGAGUCAUCGGACCAGAGAGUGGGUGUCGGAGAGACAGUCACAGACUAGAGAACAGAACAGAGCCCACCAGACUCAUGGGACUGUUACUAGCACCGUAACUCAGACCCAGACAGGUGCCACCCAAACCACGCAGCAGGGCAGGAGCCAUCAGACAGGAAGCACCAGCACCCAGCCACAGGAGUCCACCCAUGGCCAAACCAGAGGGACUGAGACCCACACUCAAGACAGGAGCCAGAUGAGCCAGGUAGCCACAGGAGGGCACGUUCAGACACAGACAGGGUCACACACCCAGGACAGGAGCCACCAGACAGGAAGCACCAGCACCCAGUCUCAAGAGUCCACCUAUGGCCAGACCACAGGGACUGAGACCCACAGUCAAGACAGGAGCCAGAUGAGCCAGGUAGCCACAGGAGGGCACGCUCAGAUACAUGCAGGGUCACAUACCCAGACCGCACAGCAGGACAGGAGCCAGACAGGGGCUAGAGAACAGGGACAGACCCAGACACAGUCAGGCAGCUGUGAGGCAGAAGAGACAGUGCCAGGCGGUCAAGCGCAGGCUGGGACCAGCACCCCGACAGGCAGACAGGACGGCAGCAGCACUCACCCAGGGGGCAGUGUGGCAGGAGGGCAGGAUGAAAGAGAGCCCCUGGUCAAGGAGGAGUGGGUUGAUGACCAGGCCAGGGAGGCAGUGAUUGGAAGGCAGGACCAGGGCAGCCUGCACACCGCCCAGCCAGAAGGGAAGCGAGAGCUCACAGCCAGGGGGCUGUAUUCCUACUUCACAAGCAACAAGCCAUGA
This is a messenger RNA of Eptesicus fuscus (big brown bat), 1392 nucleotides long. RefSeq names its product cornulin (gene CRNN). Gene Ontology annotation, biological process: regulation of phosphatidylinositol 3-kinase/protein kinase B signal transduction; positive regulation of cell cycle G1/S phase transition; cellular response to cytokine stimulus. The transcript is spliced from 3 exons. Lineage: Eukaryota; Metazoa; Chordata; Mammalia; Chiroptera; Vespertilionidae. Gene Ontology annotation, molecular function: calcium ion binding; transition metal ion binding. The coding region runs from base 1 to 1392 and encodes 463 amino acids. The record is from RefSeq and is a predicted model, not a curated record. Gene Ontology annotation, cellular component: cytoplasm.